AAAUAGACACGACACCUACCGUCAGUUUAUAAACUAAACUCCCUAGAACUAGGAAGUUUAAACGAUUGUUAAGUCGAAGUUCACAAAGAGAACAGACGUCAGUUUAUUAUUUUGUUUUGUGAUUUAAAUUUUAGAGUACAAAUUAAAAUAAAAAAAAUCUUAGUAGUUAAUUAAUUAAUAAACAAAUAAAUAAAUAAAAUGGCGAAAGAUGAAGGUGACGAUUUACUGCCCGACAAAGAUGCUGCUAAAGGAUUUUACGCCAAGUACGAACCCAAGGAAAUUCUCGGAAGAGGAAUAUCCUCGACUGUAAGGAGAUGCAUUGAAAAGGAAACAGGAAUUGAGUAUGCUGCUAAAAUAAUAGACAUUAGCAAUGAAACUCAUGAUGGUGCUGAAGGUCACACGAUGAAAGAAGCGACUUUGCAAGAAGUUAAUAUUCUAAGACGGGUUGCAGGACAUCGUUAUAUAAUUGAACUACACGAUGUAUUUGAAUCAAGCACAUUUAUAUUUUUAAUAUUCGAACUGUGUAAAAAUGGAGAAUUGUUUGAUUACUUAACAUCUGUUGUAACACUAUCGGAAAAAAAAACUCGUUACAUUAUGCGGCAAGUGUUUGAAGCUGUUUUACAUAUUCAUAAUCAAAGCAUUGUUCAUCGUGAUUUGAAACCUGAAAAUAUUUUGCUGGAUGAUAAUCUUAAUGUUAAAGUCACGGAUUUUGGCUUCGCAAGAAUUUUAAAGCCUGGAGAUAAAUUAUUUGAUUUAUGCGGAACUCCUGGAUACUUGGCGCCGGAAGUAUUAAAAUGUAACAUGUUCGAAAACGCGGAGGGUUACGGAUGUGAAGUCGACGUAUGGUCAUGUGGUGUAAUAAUGUUUACAUUAUUAGUAGGAUGCCCGCCGUUUUGGCACCGCAAGCAAAUGGUAAUGCUCCGAAACAUUAUGGAAGGUAAAUAUUCGUUCACUUCCCCAGAGUGGGCAGACAUUACCGAAGCUCCCAAAGAUUUAAUAAGGAAAUUGCUAGUCGUCGAUCCUACCAAGCGUUUGACAAUAAGAGAAGCGCUUGAACAUCCCUUCUUCCACACCGUAGAAUUAAAAGCUAAAUCGUUCAAUGCACGGAAGCGAUUUCAAUUGGCUGUUCUAUGUGUACGUGCUGUAGUACGUAUCAGGAGACUUCACACAACUCCAGAGCCUCUGUCUACAUUGAUUGCCCGAGAAGAUCCCUACAGAAUUAAAGUUUUAAGAAAGGUAAUAGACGGAUGCGCCUUUAGAGUGUACGGUCAUUGGGUGAAAAAAGGCGAAGGACAAAACCGAGCAGCCCUUUUCGAAAACACAGCAAAGACGGAACUGAAGCAUCUAUAUGUCAGUAAUUUAAGUAGAUAGCUGGCCCUAAUAGAUAAUUUUACUUCUAUUCCUUUUAGAUAAUUGUUUAUUUUCUUCCUUUUUUAUCAAACUAAAUAAUGAAUGUUAGAAGUUUGUAUAAAUAUCUUAAAUAUUUUUAUUAUAGUUAACUCAAUUAACUUUUUUUUAGAAUCAGUGCUCUUAAAUCAUAAGAUUAAAUAAUUAUUUGUAGGUUUGUUUAUUUAUUCUAGUCAAUUUGUCAAUAGUUGUGUGUACUGGCGAUAAAAAAAUUUUUAAUAAAUUUGUCAAUUUUAAA
This is a messenger RNA of Cotesia glomerata, 1645 nucleotides long. It is a transcript of the gene PhKgamma, whose product is annotated as phosphorylase b kinase gamma catalytic chain, skeletal muscle/heart isoform. Lineage: Eukaryota; Metazoa; Arthropoda; Insecta; Hymenoptera; Braconidae. Gene Ontology annotation, molecular function: phosphorylase kinase activity; ATP binding; calmodulin binding. The transcript is spliced from 7 exons. The record is from RefSeq and is a predicted model, not a curated record. The coding region runs from base 199 to 1371 and encodes 390 amino acids. Gene Ontology annotation, cellular component: phosphorylase kinase complex. Gene Ontology annotation, biological process: glycogen biosynthetic process; protein phosphorylation.